Molecule: messenger RNA, 665 nt
Organism: Neolamprologus brichardi
Lineage: Eukaryota; Metazoa; Chordata; Actinopteri; Cichliformes; Cichlidae
Source: RefSeq, a predicted model, not a curated record
CUCUCCUCAGCCCGUCAGUCGUCUGUCAGCUCACCGGAGAGAAAAUCAAUGAUUUAGCAGAAGUUUGUCUUCAGCUGGAAGGCGGGCAGCAGACUGAGGUCAAAGUUUCCUGGAUUCUGGCGUUUUUUUGCAGUGAGCGACACCAUCAGCCCACCGUCCCUCCAGGAUGAGCGCCGAGCCUCCGCCGUACCGUCCUCACUUCCCUGAGGGACCCUCGGCCCCCGAGCGGGGAGGAGGAGGAAGGAGGGUGGAGCAGGGUGGAAGCAGGCUCACAGGCGGCCGUGACGCGUUCACAGGCGGCCGUGGCGCGUUCACAGAAGAAUUCACUCUCGCCUGUCAGCCUGGCGUCUUCCCCAGCUCUCCGUACCAGACCUUCCCUCAGUCCUAUUACCAUGAACAUCCAGGUUACAUGGCUCCGAUGACCCCACAGAGCACCUUUGGGACCCAGUCGGCCUACCAGGGCAGGCUCGACGGGCCCCCGGGGGCCUCGUACCCACCGAAACACGCAGUUUACAUGGUGGAUCAGCAGCAGGAUCAGGGCGGCGGCAGGAAGUCGUGUCUGGCGGCGUGCUCGACUCUCCUGUGCUGCUGCUGCCUCUGGGACCUGCUGACUCGGCACCUCUGCUGACCUCUGACCUCCUGUCACACAGCAGGAUGUAGACCUG